GGCUGGGGCGGUUGCACCUCUUGGUGCAAUCAGGGUCCGAAUGGUUCACUCCAUUCGACCCACUUUGAAUCUUUUCAGGGGCCCAAUUGCCCCAAGAUUAAGCUAAUGGGAUCACCUCCCAUUUUCAUGCUUAAUCAUCGUGCUAACUACGAUUAUCUCUAAGACAACUCCUGCAGCUUGCUCCGAUGCGUCAAUCGCUUCUUCCGGCGAGUUUCCGGCCAACUUCCGUCGAUCAACCGAUAACCCUCGGUGAUCCUCCUGCGGACAUCCGGCAUACUCUUGGACUUUGCGACGAUCCACUUGGCGAGUUCCGACGAGCUUCGCUUGGCAAGCUUCUGGACUUCUCGGAUCUGUUCUCUCUGAACCUCCGACGACCGUCCGAACUUCCGUCGAACUCUCGAACUCCCAACGUGAUCAUGAUCUUGACUCCGGCGCAACUCCUGCUGCUUGUCUUAAUCUCAUCGUAGUUAAUCCUGCACACUUAUCUCAACACAUAGAUUAGAUAACAAAUGACAAUUGACUUCAUCAUCAAAAUCCGAGAUUCAACAAUGAAUACAUCCAACAAGCUACAUAUUUGUACCAGUUAGAAGAGGAUUUGAUUACUAUUAAUGAUGCAAGGAAAGACAGGGGCAAACCGAAGAUUAAAUUUAUCAGAAACAACAGAAAGAGAGUUGACUCAGCUUGAUUAAUGAUGCACCAUCAGCAGAGCUUGAUGGCCAAAAAUAUAAUGUAGCAAAAUUUUCUCAUCUCCUUGUUGUCACCGCUGAAAAUGGACAUCACUCAUACAUGUCACUUAACCUAAUUCAUGAAACAUGGUAAUGUAACUGUAUUGAGUUAUUCUUCAGAAGGUUUCUUUUAUAAAGAAAUGAUCAACUUCUGAAAAAGAAUCUGCUGGGAGUCUGAGCUGGUGAAUUUAGGUUGAUGAAUAUUUAAAUGACCUCGAACGCAGACAUAUGUCUUAAUCACUAAUUGCUAAAGCUCAGCAACUUAUAAUUUUUGGUCUUAUUUCUUGGUAGUUAGAUAAACCUGCCAUAACAAUAAGUGCUUUGGUUUUUUGCAUGCUCUCUCUCUCUCUCUCUCUCUCUCCAAAAUUGAGGAUCCUUCAUUAGAUUGUAAACUUUAUUAAGACAAAAGAAACCUAAUGACUAAUUUCUAUACAAUGGGCAAUUGUGAAUAUUACAAACUAUGAUAGCUCUCUCUUUUUCUCAAUUUAACUCAGUUUUCUUCUUGUUUCAUUUAUUCAUCUUGAGAAUAAGUAGUUCUGGUUUUUGGUGCUUUGGCUGCAAUGCUGCUUCAGUUUACUUGGGAAGUUAUGACUCAGGAAAAAGCUGCAAGAGCCGAUGAUAUAGCACCUCUUAAAUACUGGGGUAUUGGUACUAAAUUGAAUUUCCAGGUUUGCAACUAUGAGAAAGAACUGGAGGAUAUCAAGAACAUGACUCGUGAAGAAUGCGUCACUUAUGUGAGAAGGUACACUAUAACAAGGAGGAGCAGUUGUUUUUCCAGAGGAGCUUCUGUUUAUAGAGGAGUGACAAGAAGGCAGAAAGAUGGGAGAUGGCAAGCUCAAAUAGGCCGAGUUGCUGGUAACAAAGAUUUCUAUCUAGGAACCUUCAGAACCGAGGAAAAAGCAGCAGAAGCCUAUGAUAUUGCUGCUAUCAAGCUAUGUGGCAUGAAUGCAGUGACCAAUUUUCACAUCAGCAACUACUGUGAGAAAGGCCUUGGACAACUAGAAGAUGAAGGGAGGGAUCCUGGUGGCAUCUCCCCUUCUCAACUGAAGCUGUAGCCAUAUUGUUGGAACAGAUGAAGAACUUUGGCAGAUGCAGAGGCCUUUUCCAUUAUCCAUGAAUGUUUGGCCGGUAAUUGUGUUUUUUGUUGAGCUUCCUUCAAUUGAAAUGAGAAAUUUCUUAUGUAACUAAAACAAACAACAUUCUCUGGUCACUGGAAUUAAUUUGAAUGCCACCAGAAGGAGACCGACUCACAGGAUUUCAUA
Messenger RNA from Musa acuminata AAA Group (dessert banana), 1987 nucleotides. RefSeq names its product AP2-like ethylene-responsive transcription factor PLT2. The record is from RefSeq and is a predicted model, not a curated record. NCBI's taxonomy places the organism in Eukaryota, Viridiplantae, Streptophyta, Magnoliopsida, Zingiberales, Musaceae. Gene Ontology annotation, biological process: regulation of DNA-templated transcription. Gene Ontology annotation, molecular function: DNA-binding transcription factor activity; DNA binding. The coding region runs from base 1286 to 1780 and encodes 164 amino acids. The transcript is spliced from 6 exons.